AUGCCUGAUGACAAUUCCUCUUCAACUUCGCCUACAGCUCCGCGGCCUAAGCCAGCCAGAUCGGCAACAUCGGGAACCGUCCGUGGCAGAACAUCUCCAACUCCUGGUGCCUCUGGCGAGCAGAACGGCGAUGGCCGUCCCCCUACCAAACGUGCCCGAAAAGCCAUCAACUGCGAGCCAUGUCGAAAUAGCAAAUUGAAAUGCGAUAGAAAUCGACCAUGCUCCUCCUGUGUGUUGCGAGGUUUGUACCCGGGAGGUUACUUUUGUAGAGCAGCCACCAGAUGA
Laccaria bicolor S238N-H82 is the source of this 285-nucleotide messenger RNA. RefSeq lists its product as uncharacterized. Lineage: Eukaryota; Fungi; Basidiomycota; Agaricomycetes; Agaricales; Hydnangiaceae. Bases 1 to 285 code for a protein of 94 amino acids. Gene Ontology annotation, biological process: regulation of transcription by RNA polymerase II. Gene Ontology annotation, molecular function: RNA polymerase II cis-regulatory region sequence-specific DNA binding; zinc ion binding; DNA-binding transcription activator activity, RNA polymerase II-specific. Gene Ontology annotation, cellular component: nucleus. The transcript is spliced from 2 exons. The record is from RefSeq and is a predicted model, not a curated record.